Carassius carassius (crucian carp) is the source of this 2300-nucleotide messenger RNA. RefSeq names its product zinc finger and BTB domain containing 26 (gene zbtb26). The coding region runs from base 121 to 1332 and encodes 403 amino acids. Gene Ontology annotation, molecular function: protein binding. The transcript has 2 exons. Gene Ontology annotation, biological process: regulation of cytokine production; regulation of immune system process; negative regulation of transcription by RNA polymerase II. Lineage: Eukaryota; Metazoa; Chordata; Actinopteri; Cypriniformes; Cyprinidae. The record is from RefSeq and is a predicted model, not a curated record.
GGGAAAGUCGGCUCAUCCUUUUCCGUCUCCAGACACACACUCAACACACAGGCGCUGUGUGCUCAUCCCAGGACAACAAAACAUCCAGACAGAAAAUAAAGCAAAUUGCUGCAGUGCACCAUGGCUCAGGACGGGGUGAUACUGCAGUUCAACUUUCCCACCUUCGGGGACUCCAUGCUUCAAAAGAUGGAUGUUCUUCGUCGAGACAGACGUUUCUGUGAUGUUGUGGUCCGCAUCAAUGACUUGGAAGUCCCUGGACACAAAGUGGUCUUUGCAGCUGGCUCCCCUUUCCUUAGAGACCAGUUUGUGCUUCAGGGCUCACAUGAAGUACAGAUAUCUACACAGCAGGAUGCAGAAGUUGGACAGAGGCUUCUUCUGUCCUGCUACACUGGGGCACUGGAGUUUCCAGAGCUGGAAUUAGUACACUAUUUAACAGUUGCUAGUUUCCUCCAGAUGGGUCACAUUGUAGAGCAGUGCACCGAAGCUCUAAAUAAAUUCAUAAAACCACAUGAGGUCAAAGAUGAGUGUGCAUCAUCCCGACAGCCAUCGGACUUCAACACACAGCGUAGCCAGCCAGCUGUGGAGACAAUAUGUGAUGAAGAGGAGGACAAUGAUAGAGAAGAUGACUUUGAUGAUGAUGAUGAUGUGAUCAUACAGCCCAAGUCUCCACCUGUGUUUAGAAACUCUCAGAGCAAAAGCAGAGGAGAGGAGAGUCCCAUUAGCAUUGUUAAGGUAGAGUCAAUAGACGAGCGAAUGCCAGAUAACUUCCAGAGUCGCUCGCCAACACUACGCUCACCGGAGCCACAGCACUCCCUGAUAAACUCCACAGUGGAAACCCGACCUGUAGAAAUCGCCUCCAACUCCGCAACUGAAUAUUCCCUGUCUCCGCCUGGAUCCAGCGGCUCCAUGAAAGGGAAUCUUUGGGGAUGCUCAAGGAAUGCUGAUAAGGGUAUGCAGUGGUACCACCAGUGCCCUAAAUGUGCUCGCGUGUUCCGUCAGCUGGAGAACUACGCCAACCAUCUGAAGAUGCACAAGCUGUUUAUGUGCCUCAUGUGUGGAAAAACAUUUACCCAGAAAGGAAACCUACACCGGCACAUGCGUGUCCACGCUGGGAUCAAACCCUUCCAGUGUAAGAUAUGUGGAAAGACUUUUACUCAGAAGUGUUCGCUGCUAGACCACCUGAACCUUCACAGUGGGGACAAACCACACCGUUGUAAUUACUGCGACAUGGUGUUUGCGCAUAAACCAGUUCUCCGUAAACACCUGAAGCAGAUCCAUGGAAAAAACAGUUUUGAUAAUGCCAACGAAGGCAGUUUGCUUGAAGGACUAUAAAUUCAUGUUAAUGUCUAAAUAAUUUCUAUUAAUAUACAUGACGUAGACACAAUUUGUCUUGAAGACACAGUUCUGUAUAAAAGUGGUUCUCAGCCAGGAGGUCAGGGUCCACUAAUGGGCCCCAGUAAAGGCCUGUUCACUGCAAGGACCAUCAUUUUUACAAUAAUGAGAAAAGAUAUAGAUUCAAACAUCAUUCUAAAUGUCAACAAUAAAUGAGUCCACACCGUAACAAUAACAGCACAAUUAGAACAUAGAAGAUAAAAACAUCGACAGCCAAUCAGAAUCCAUUCCGUUUUAAAGAGUAUGAGCAUUUAAAGCAGGCGAUGACAGAACUGCAGCACGUGUUUAUAAUAAACAAUAUUAUUGUACGCUGGUGUGGACACUGAUAUAGUUAUCAUUAUGGUUAUCUUUAUAGUUAUCGGUCUUGGUUUGAUUGGUUUUUAGGUGUUAAAAUAAUUUAAAUGUAGUUAUAUUAAGAUUAUCUUAAUUAAAAUUCUAAAAAAACACCAAAAUAAUAAUUUACAACAUGAAACUAACUCAUGACAUUUUUAAGUGAAUUUAUAAAGACCAAAAAUACAUAAUAAAAAAGGUUGAGAACCACUGCUGUAAAUGAAUACACUAAAUUAUAAGAACUAAAUGAAGUGUUCGCUGAUUGGUCGAUAAAUGUACAAUCUGUUAAGUCAGGUUUAAUGUCAUUUUUCAUAUUGCAGGUUAAGGGAAUUGUACUAAGUUAAUUUUGAAUGCUGCUGUGGCAUCAUUUGGCUUUCAUAUCUUUUGUAAAGAUUAAAAUAUAUUUUUAAGUAUAUCUUAUCAAACCAUAUUUCAUGUUUGAAUGCUAAUGUAUAACUUCCUCAUUUGAAGACAGCUGUAUUUGAACACUACUGUGCAACUCUUGGUCUGUAAUAAAUGUUUCCAUCUGUGUAAACAUGCCAGAAUUCGGAGAAAAUUGCUGACUCACUUAAAAAUAA